Messenger RNA from Symbiodinium natans, 762 nucleotides. Lineage: Eukaryota; Dinophyceae; Suessiales; Symbiodiniaceae. The record is from the annotation of a GenBank genome assembly.
AUGUCCGGCUGGCAGCAUCUCUACAUCAACGUGUGCCUGGCCACCUAUGUUAUCCACAUGGGGAGCCUGCUCUGUUGGCUGUGGGUCUCCGGUCGAGGCUGGUAUCGCAUGUUCAAAGUGGGUGGAGUCCCAUCCUCGGAGUACGAGUUUUGGGUGGUCCGGCUGUUCUUCGUGAUGGCCGUGGCGGAUGGCCUGCGUGGGGUGGAUGGCCUCUACGAUACCUUCGAGGACGGCUCCUUUGUCAGCGUUUGGGGCAGCGUCACCAUUGGAGCUCGCUUCGUGGCCUGGUGGGUGAGGGAUCUCCUCGGCUUCCUGAUUCUGCUGUUGUUUCACAGCUUCACGGUCAGGUGGACGCACACGGCCCUGGAGCUCCCAAUGCCAGGGACGCUGGUUGCCAUGGUUCGCAUCGCAUGCGCUACUGGAACUGUGGGUUUCGCCAUCGGCUUGUGCGGCGUGCUGGCUACAAACAAGCAGUUGUGGCAGGUUUUCUGCAUGGUCUCUGUGCUACCAUACAACGCGAUGAGCUGCUUCAUGUGCGGACGGCAUCUUUGGAACGUCUUGCCGCGGAUCGCAGAACUGGUCCCAGAAAAUGAUGCUGAAACAACGAAGUUUCUUGAACGAUCCAGAGCCACCGCCAAGCGAAUGCUUGCGGCUCAUCUCAUUAUGCUCUCCGCUUUCCCGGCGCUCAUACAUCAGAAGGUUGCGAUCGGCCAGAAUCCCUUGAUUGCACACCUUCCAGCUGCUUGGCCAUUGUGGAGGUGA